AUGGACAUAUGGCUCGAGCAGUCGGACAACCUCGAGAGGUGGGAAACCGCGUCGCUGACAGCUUCUGAUCGGCGCGUCCUGAUCACUCAGUGGAUGGGAGCGGCCAUGGCAAGACUCAACAGCCAACAGGCGUACCGAUACCGUCUUUUCGAAAAGUGCGGGAUGGCCAUGACCGUGGCCGGCUCGGGCGAUGAUCGAAUCACCUUGGAGGGUUUGGAAAAGCCGUAUACCUUCGCUAACGAUGAAGGCAGUAGCGACAACGAACAAGGUUCGGAGAACGGCAACGAUGAGCCUGAGGGGCGGGCGGAGGAGGGUGAUGGAGGACGUGAGACGCUCAUGGAGGGCGUUGACUCCAGCGAUGACGAUGACGGCGGCAAGCUCAACAAGGCAGUUUGGUAGCCAUCUUGUGUAUCUAUCUCCAUGUUAUGUUGGGAAGUUGUAGACGGAAGAUUUAGGGGAACUCGGUUUGUCGGGUAAUCUGAUAUGGCGCCCUUAUGUGGUUGCGGAGCAAGCGCGUCUCGGGGUGUGUAUAUUUUCGUCAUCAACUUAUUUUUUGUGUGUGAUAUAUGGGAGCAUGUGCGGGACGGUGUUGUGUAAUUGCAUCAUUAAAUGUGCGAAGGGCACGGCAGAACAUUAUCGCAUCAUUUCCUUCUGACGUGGCCGCCGAUAGACUCGAGAGGCGUGUGGUUGAGGUUUCAUCACCGACAUGUGGGUAGACGUGGAAGGGCAGCGACGGGUGAACGGCAGCAGCAGUGUGUUGUGCAUNAAGAACAAGAACGCCCCGUUCUGGAGAAGAAUGGACGGCGAAAUAAGAACUUGGCAAAUAAGAACUGGUGCUCGGGUCGGGGCAGCCAAUAAGAACUGAGCCUCGCCCAAUAUAGGCGGGCCGGCACUGUAUUAUCGCUGUUUAAUCUGAGGUCCCACGGCAUCCACUGCUUGCUGCUGCUGCAUUGCUGUGAACGAACGACCCAUUGCGUACAUAACAACGUGCCAUAAAUCUCCGGUGUUGAUGUGUCUAGUCUAUACAUGCAUUCCAGACGAAAGCGGCACCAUGAUGCUUCUGUGCCUGAUGCUUCCGUGGACAUAUCUGAGCUGCGUCAUGUAUUAUUUGUGCGCAGCUCAAGUGAUCACGUGAGGUAUUGAGAGGUAUUCAUCCACCGCCGCCCGCCUGGCCCUCUCUCUCCUCCCUCUCCGAUAGAUACGAAACGAAAACCGAGAGAGUUCCGCCGUCGGCAGUGAACUAACGGUUGCAGGAGGAGUCUUGCAGGCGAGAGAUCCACUUCAAACGAGAGUUCCGCCGCGUUAGCCGCGUUAGGUCCGCCUCCGCCCACCGUCGGAAGCGUCGGAACUCGAGUGCGGGGUGUUGGUGACGUGUGUUCGUGAGCGUGGUCUGCUGGUGGUCUGUUGGUCGAACAGCCCAUCCAUUUUCGGGUAGGCGGGAGUAAGAUCGGGUACCCCUCCGGGAGGGCCGGGCCGGGUAGGGGCGGGCGUCGGCCAAUCAGAUGGUGCCAGGAGGGCGCUGCCGACUGUGUGAAACGAGAUACCCGAUAAUGGCCGGAUUGGGGCCGGGUGUACCCGAUGUUGGCCACUCGUCGUAUUUUUUAAUUGCCCUCGUAUUUUUUAAUUGCUCCGCGCAACCGGAGCUCUCGUUUGAGCACCACAGCGUCGCACGCCAAGCAUUCCACCCCGAGAUACAGCUGAGGGAGCCACCACAGCUCCCUCUGCUAGCCUCCUUCGUCAUUUCCUUGGGAUUCUUGAUAAGCAUGACCCGGCGCAAGGUGGACGAGGAGCAGGUUCGGAAGGCCUGUGCCGCGAUAGAUGAUGGCAUGUCGGUUAGGAAGGCUGCUGAGUGAGGUCUUGGAAUAGGUCGUACGUCCAUUGAAGACCGCCGCCGCGGCAAGGUGGCCAUGAACGCGAAGGUUGGUCCCGAGACCAUCCUGAGCCAAGAAGAGGAGGAUUCGCUGGAAGAUAUUCUGCUGUUUGCUGCUCGCAACUUCGUGGCUGUGGAUCGGGUUCACCUCAGAGACGCGGUGCGACGACUCUGCAACGACGGUCGGCCGAUCCCUUGGGAUCCAGAGAAGGGAAAGAUUGGCUUGCGGGCUUCCUUCGUAGGCACCCACGGGUGGCGGAGCGCUCGACCCGCAUCUACGAGGCAAACAGGAUCACCGAAGACGAGGAGCCUCGCAUGGUGCACUUCUACGAGAGAUGGGCAGCUCUCCUCGACAAGGUCAAACCGGAGGCCAACCACGUGCCCAACACGGACGAGACAGGUGAAGAUUCGCUCGUAGUUGUUGUUGUUGUUGUUGUUGUUGUUGUUGUUGUUGUUGUUGUUGUUAUUUUUCUUCACAUUAAACUCGUGUCAAUUGCUAAUCCCAAAAUGUAGCGAAGACUCGGUCCGUGGUCACAAAAAUGCUAGAGCCAUCAGAAGAUCUAAAGAACACACUCACUAUUAGCAAGAAAAGGGUUCGCAAGCCCGAGGAGGUACGCCUGCAAUCCCUGCAGCACGUUUGCAUGCUCUCAACUGAACUACACGCCCAC
Ectocarpus sp. CCAP 1310/34 is the source of this 2538-nucleotide messenger RNA. The record is from the annotation of a GenBank genome assembly. NCBI's taxonomy places the organism in Eukaryota, Phaeophyceae, Ectocarpales, Ectocarpaceae.